Molecule: messenger RNA, 591 nt
Organism: Mesocricetus auratus (golden hamster)
Lineage: Eukaryota; Metazoa; Chordata; Mammalia; Rodentia; Cricetidae
Gene: Guca2b
Product: guanylate cyclase activator 2B
Exons: 3
Coding region: 66-404 (112 amino acids)
Cellular component (GO): extracellular region
Molecular function (GO): guanylate cyclase activator activity
Source: RefSeq, a predicted model, not a curated record
UGCUGGCCAGGAGGCAGGAGGCAGCCAGGUGGACAGUGGAGGCAGCGGGAACCCAGAGACGUGAGAUGAGAGGCAGGGUCAUGUCGGGGAGCGACCUGCGGGCUGCCGUGGUCCUGCUGCUGCUGCUGCAGAGUGUGCAGUCCGUCUACAUCAAGUAUAAUGGCUUCCGAGUGCAGCUGGAAUCGGUGAAGAAGCUCAGUGAGCUGGAGAAGCAGCAGGCGUCCGAGUCCCAACCAAACACCAGUAGCCUCCUACCUGCUGUGUGCCAUGACCCUGCCUUGCCCCUGGACCUCCAGCCUGUCUGUGCCUCCCAGGAAGCUGCCAGCAUCUUCAAGGCCUUGAGGGCCAUCUCCACCGACGAAUGUGAGCUGUGUAUGAAUGUUGCCUGUACCGGCUGUGGCUGAAAGGACCCUGAGUGUCUUAAGCCCACUCCAGAUACCUACCCACUCAGCCCACCCCAUCCGUACUCAGGCAUCAUCGGAGUAGUAACCCCCUCCCAGCAUAGCUGGAUCCAGACAAAGCAAUGGGGACACAGGGCUGGCAUAUUUGACCUCCAGGCAGCUGCACCCGAAUAAAGAUGCUAUCACAAAA